AUGGUCGAUGAAGACGCGGAAGUGCCUUUUCAAGAGCCAAGCACUUCAACAGUUGAUCGGCGUCGAGUGGCAGCUCGGUGUUGCUUCGGGCGGUUCUCGUCGAAAAUCGGCGCCUAUUUAUUCACUUCAUUCUUUGCUCACGAGAUUGCAAUAGCUAUGAUCUACACAUUGAAGAGACACCACUGGUCGACGAUCUCUUUAGACAUUCCAUUGCUAACGAUUAGGUGUUGCCAAUUGAUUACGGUAGCUAUCGCCUAUUUUGGAUUGUGGAAGCACAAGCACUACUUUUUGAUCCCGUUCAUUGUGUCUCAAUUAACGCUUGGCGCUUACUCUGACCUCUCAACAUGGAUGAUUUUGGUCAAAGAACAAAGCUCGAAAGGGAAAGUACCGUCCGUGUUUUUUAGUACUCCCCUCUUCUAUUUGGUGCUUCCAAUUCUCCUCUACGCUUCACUUUGCAUCUUCUUUACUUAUGUAAUGUACAAAUGCUUUGCUUUCUUCAAAAUCAGAUACGCAACAAUGACUCGAUCAAACGAGUUUCCAGAGCUCACCGAAAUGGAAAGUUUU
Molecule: messenger RNA, 564 nt
Organism: Mesorhabditis belari
Lineage: Eukaryota; Metazoa; Nematoda; Chromadorea; Rhabditida; Rhabditidae
Source: the annotation of a GenBank genome assembly